UAGGUUUGGUCAUGUUCUUCAAUGUGGAAACAAAACUAAAAGACCGAACUUUGAUGUCUGAAAUUAAAUUUAUCUUUUAACUUAAUUAAAUGGACCUUUUCAUUACAACUAUUGGACAACGAUCCUCAGAGUUCUCGGAAUCUGACGCUACAUUUUUCUAUAAUCAUCAAGAAUACAAACAACUAAUAGAUUGGCAUGCUUUCGAUAAACUUUUACAACUACAUCGUAGAACAGGAUUCUAUUUGAAAAGUAUACCAAUAAAUGGAAUUGACAAUCUCUUGUUGUUUUACACGAAUGCUUAUGGAAUAAUUUUUGACAAAACAAUUCGUCGAGAAAAAAAAUUCUUGAUCGAUUCCAUUUUUGAAAUUUAUGAUGAAAAGAUCAUAACAGAGCCUGUAGCUGGUUCAUCAAGAGCUUCUGAAGAAAGAGAAUUAACACUAGAAAACUUUUAUGAAAGACUGAGACAAAAACAUGAGUUUGAUGACCUUGAAACUGACAUUCCACAAAAUGUUCAACAUAAACACUUGCGACCACUUCUUCGUCCUUAUCAGGUGAAAGGAAUCAAAUGGCUGCUUAAACGCGAACUCAUUACAGAUUAUCUCAAACCUUGUUAUGUGAAAAUGCAAUCAAAAUUCAACAAAAAUCAAACUUUAUUCUACAACAAGUACACGCAAGAAAUAAUUUUAAAUUCUCCAUUACCGCAUAAAAUUCCUCCCGGGGGUUUCCUAACAGAUGAAAUGGGUCUUGGCAAAACAGUUGAAAUAAUUGCAUUAAUGCUUAUGAAUCCACGUAAAGGAGUCAAACGAGGGGCAGAAGAAAUCGAAGAUGUUGUUGAGAUGCAAAGCAAGAAACCAGAACUGAAAUGUAUUUGUUUUAAAAAUGUUAUGAAACAGAAGCUACCAAACAAAAAAUUGAUUAGAUGCAUCCAAUGUUUAUGUUAUCAACAUCUCAAAUGUGUUUUCUCGCACGAUGUGACAGAAGAAAGUUUUCAGUCUUACAUUUGUCCAUUUUGUUGGAAAUCCAGUGGAAGAAUUAUUCAAUCAUCAGCAACAAUAAUCGUUACACCGUUGUCAAUCAAAAGUCAAUGGAAAGAUGAAAUCAUGCGCCAUGUAAGCGACAAAUCGUUUAAGACUCUCAUGUAUGAUGGAAUAACUCAUGGCUGGGUGUCACCAACAGAACUCGCUACAUAUGAUGCUGUCAUUACUGAUUUCACAACACUCUCAAGAGAACUUUAUUUCGCUGAAACAUUCGAUCGAUCACUUCGUCACAGUAAAAAGUUUGAAUAUCCGACGUCGCCUUUGGCAUGCGUUCAGUGGUGGCGCGUUGUUCUCGACGAAGCACAAAUGGUUGAAAAGAAAUGCAAUCGUCCAAGUCAAAUGGUGAAAAAACUUCUAGCUGUGAAUCGAUGGGCAACAACUGGAACGCCAAUCGAAAAAGAUUCCAUUCGAUGUCUUUACGGUUUGAUCUUCUUUUUUAAUCUCGAGCCAUACGCAAAUGAAAAUAUUUUCGAUCAGUUAUGGAAUGAAUAUCGUAGUGGAUCGCAUGAUGAGAUGAUUAAUAUUGUUUCAACUGUUAUGUGGCGAACAUGUAAGAAAAAUGUUGAAAAUGAAAUUAACAUUCCAAAACAAACUGAAAUCGUCCAUAAAGUUGAAAUGAGCGAUUUACAAAAAUAUUUUUAUGGUCAAGCUCAUCUUAAGACGAAAUUAGAAUUUUUAAAGAGUGUUCAGGAUUAUUUGCUUCGAAACGGUCCAGUGACAAAAGUUAAUGUGCAAAUUGAUGGAAAGACAAAAAUAAGGCAUGAAAGCUCGAUCGAUUUAUCAAUGAAGGAUAAAUUUCUGUAUCAAUUUAAUAAUGCAAAUUUGAGAGUCUUCCUUGAGCCAUUAAAACGUUUACGUCAAGACUGCACAAUUCCAAGUGCUUUCGGGAUAUCAAAGAACGCAGUGCAAUUGAAAUUUAAGAAGCCACUUAAACCAGAACAACUGCAUGAAUAUUUAACUACAAAAGUUUCCUUAAAUGUCAAGUCGGCAUUACGUGGAAUAUGUUCGAGCAUCAAUGCAAUUGCAGGAAUUAAAAUCGCAACAGAAGACUACGAUGAAGCAAGAAAGCUUUACAAAGAUCUUCUGAAGCUUGCAAAGGAUUACAAUAAUGGCUUCGUGACUGUCGAUUCGAUGCUUCAAAUUCAUGCUUAUCAAGGUUUGAUUGAUAUUGCAAUGAAAAUUGAAGAUUCUGAAGAAUUGGCGAUGAAAAAAACUUACAAUGUUGAAAUGGGAAGAUUGGAAUGGAAAUAUGUAAGCAAUUUUUAUGACAAAGUUAAAGUAAUUAACAACGAUUUGAUGGCACAAGAAAAUGAAAUGAAAGAAACUAGAAAAGGUAUUAAAGAUGCUAAUUGGUGGUUGAAUAUCGUCAACAGCGAUCGAACACAUGAAUAUGAAGCAAAACUCAUCGAUGUUAUUAAUUUAGAGUUGCUUUCUAACGUUUCAAGUGGUUUGCAAUACAUGGAACAUUUAAGAACAAAACGAGGCGUUCAAAUGGUUUUGCUGCAAUGGUUCGACAAGAUCGGCAAACAUUCGAAUGAUGUUAAACGUAGAUUUGACGAUUUGAAGUUCAUCGUCAAGAAUCUUCGUCCUUCAAAUGAAAUGAAUGAUGGAGAUCGUGAAAAAGUCUCGGAACUUGCAAAAGUCGCUUUAAGUUGUCAUUUGAAUUUGGCAGAUUUAGAGGAAGACGAUCAGAUGAAUCGUGAGACGACAAGAAAAGGUUUCUGUAAACUGUGCGUGUUGAAAUCAAAACUAAAUGAAUAUGAAUGCGUGUUGUUUAAUAAAACUUUAGUUGAAGCUGGCACAGAUGGAAGUUGGAAUCCCAGAUUUGAAGAGAACUUGUUGAAGACAAUUUUAAACUACGCCAAACGAUUUGACUUUGAAGAUGAAAUAAUUUCAACUGGAAAUAAAUUCUUCAAAUGUCUUGAAUGUUUAAAGUCACAAUUUAAACUACUUGCAAAACUUUGGGUUGAAGUCAAUUACACAGUGUCAGCAUUAGAUGAGAUUAACAUGUGCAAGAUGAGAUUAGAAGUUGUGGAAUCGCCAGAUGAAAUAACAUCAGAAGAUUGCAUUCGAAAUGGCAUCAGAAUUAAAAUUACACGACAUGAAGUUGAUGAUCAUUUGGCAGAAUUUCAUUCAGAAAAGCAUGAAGCGGAAUUGAAUUUUGCUCGUUUAAAUGGUCGAUUAAAAUAUUUGGAACAUUUAAAGCAACAAAAUGAACCACCAAUGUGUCCAAUUUGCACAAAUAACCCAAAAGAAAAAUAUUUUGUGACAAUUUGUGGCCAUACAAUUUGUGCUGAAUGUUUGGAAUAUUUAGUUGGACCUGCCAAACGUUACUUAACAUGCCCAACUUGUCGUACAAAACAGGAGCUUAACAGUAUUAACAGCGUUACGCUUUGUGAUAACAAUUCAACUCGUGCAAUUGAAGGUUCAUAUUCGCCAAAGAUUGAUGAGGUUCUUCGCUCGAUUUUGAUGUUGAAAGAGAAAGAAGCUGACGUUAAGAUUCUCUUAUUCAGCCAUUGGGAUUCAAUACUUAAAACAAUAAGUCGAGGACUCGAUGAUAAUGCAAUCACUUUCCGAUCUUCACUCGCAUCAAAGUUUAGCAAACAAAUUGAAGAUUUUAAAAACUUUUCCAAAGACGUCACGGUGCUGCUUCUCAACUUGAAGUUUGGUGGUAAAGGAUUGAACUUAAUUGAGGCAACUCAUGUGUUCUUAGUUGAACCAAUUCUUAAUGCUGAUGAAGAACUUCAAGCCAUUGGACGAGUUCAUCGAAUUGGACAAACACGUGAAACUUUCGUUCAUCGUUUCAUCACAAAUAAUACGAUUGAAGACACAAUUUACAAUAAAAUUAUCAGCGAGAAGCAUAAAUGGAUGAGAAAAGAAUUCACAAUCAAAGAUCUGGAAGAACUUUUUAACGUCGAUGUGAAAUUCACAUCUGACAAUAUAAAUUCGUUCGAAGAUUCAAGCGAUGAUGACGAUGAGAUUAUUUAACUUAGUUUUACUUUUUUAAAUUAACAAACACGUCUUUAUUUCUUUUAAAUGUCAUUUAUUAAAAUAAAUAAAAUAAAUGCACAAACAAAUAAACCAACUACUUUGAAUAUUCUUUUAAACUUUCUCAUAAGAUUAUUAAAGUUAAAUUUUAACGUCACGUGAUCUUAUUGAUUCCCAAAGAUCCUGAACAUUUCUAAAACACAAAUAAUCUUGAGAUUCCUGUGAGUUGAUGAGAAUUGACGACCAUCCAGCACUCAUAGCUCCAUUGUAAUCUUUGUCUAGUUCAUUGCCAAUGUGAAGUGCUUCAGAUGGUUUGAUAAUUUGGUUAGUUGCUAGUAAAGCUUCAUUGUAAAUGACUGGAUUUGGUUUCUCUGAUCCAGCCUCGUAUGAUGUGAUGACAAAGUCAAGUUUCGUAAUAUUCAUAUCGUGUAAAAGAUCGUGCAGACGUGAAUCAAAGUUUGAGAUAACACCCACACAUUUCCCGGCAUCUUUAAGAUCGGAAAUAAGUUCAUUUGACUUCUCGUAUUUUUCCCAACACUCUCGAGUUUUAUAUAAAUUGAUGAGUUCAUGUGCGACAGGUUUGAGAUUUCUUCGCUCGAUUGGAUGACGAGAUGAACUCAUAAACACAUUUAUGACAAGAUCCUCCCACCACUUUUGAUAUGAUAUCGAAUUCCGUCCAAAGUUUGGAUGUUUUUGUUGUUGAAUUUUAAAAUGUUUACGAAAAUUCUUUUUCAUUAAAUUCGAAUCAAAACUUUCUUCUGAUAUUCCAAACAUCGCUGCUGUUUUCAAGUAUUGCACUUCAGGAGGAUUCUUGAAGUAAAGAAGUGUGUUGGUGACAUCAAAUGUUACUAAUUUGAUUCUCUUGAGAUUUCUAACAAGAAGCUCCAUGUCAAAGAUAAG
Messenger RNA from Clunio marinus, 4925 nucleotides. NCBI's taxonomy places the organism in Eukaryota, Metazoa, Arthropoda, Insecta, Diptera, Chironomidae. The record is from the annotation of a GenBank genome assembly.